UAAAGGAGGCAACUUUGAAGAUCUCGGUGCCGUUGCUUAGCCUGGCGUUUUCUCUUGCAGAACUCUCUGCGCAUACGGUGCUUUAUGCUGUCGACUUAUCGAACUGCUGGUGGACAUGCAUUCAAGAGCCAUUUUUUAAAUCCACCUUUAAAGAAACUUACUAAUUAACUUUAGGAGCUUUUUGGUCCGAAAAAAUAUAUCCCAAUACAAGUCGCUUGCACUUGUUCUUUGCUGGUCUGUUCAUUGCUUUUUAGUUACAUAAACGUGGAAAGAACAGCCAGGGGAAUGUUUUGAAUUUGGCGUCAUUGUUUUCUUACUUUGGGGAAGUUUCUCUGAAACUGACCAAGACUCAAACAGCGCAUCCUUGGUCGGGUGUUUGAAGAUGCACUGGCGUAGCGGAAUGGAUUAAGACCGUGGAUUUCUUGAAACACGCGAGGUAGCUCAUUCAGUGGAGAUUGUGUUCCAAAUUUAAAGGAUAGAGAAGGUAAACAUGGAGGAGGAAGGGCAGCAAGAGAACGGUGUACAGAACUCAAAGGAUUCCGAUCGCCAGCUCCGUUUGAGGCUCUGCGUUUUAAAUGAGAUUUUGAACACCGAGAGGGAUUACGUGCGGACACUGCUUUUCCUUCAGUCGGCCUUUCUGCAAAGGAUUCGACAGACUGCUGAUGACCAGCAGUGCCUCUCCCCUGAAAACGUGAAGGUCCUAUUCUCCAACAUCGAGGUCAUCCUGGACGUCCACAAAGAGGUCCUGGCAGCCCUGGAGUCCAGCCUGCAACCAGAGCCGCAAGCACAGCACGCACUGGGCCACGUUUUCCUCCAGUUUAAAAGCAAAUUUUCUGUGUACGGGGAGUAUUGCAGUAACCAUGAAAAAGCACUCAGAUUGCUGAUGGAGCUCAACAAAAUCCCCAAUGUCAGGACCUUCCUCUUGCACUGCAUGCUGUUGGGAGGUAAGAAGAGCACGGACAUUCCCUUGGAAGGUUACCUGCUCUCACCCAUCCAAAGGAUCUGCAAAUACCCCCUCCUGCUCAAGGAGCUGCUGAAGAGGACUCCGAAGAAGCACGCGGACUACCCUGCAGUGGAGGAGGCCCUGCAGGCCAUGAAGGCGGUCUGCUCCAACAUCAACGAGACCAAGAGGCAGAUGGAGAAGCUGGAGGCCCUGGAGCAGCUCCAGUCGCACAUCGAGGGUUGGGAGGGCACCAAUCUCACUGACAUCUGCACAGAGUUGCUGUUGUAUGGCAAUUUACUCAAGAUCUCUGCCGGGAACAUUCAGGAGAGGGUCUUCUUUCUGUUCGACAACCUCUUGGUGUACUGCAAGCGGAAAUCUAGGGUGUCGGGUAAGAAGUCAACCAAGAGGACCAAGUCCAUCAACGGACCCAUGUACCUGUUCAGAGGCCGGAUCAACACAGAGGUGAUGGAGGUGGAGAACGUGGAGGAUGGAACAGCCGACUACCAUAGCAAUAACUACACUGUGACCAACGGUUGGAAAAUCCACAACACGGCCAAGAACAAGUGGUUUGUGUGCAUGGCGAAGAACGCAGAGGACAAACAAAAGUGGCUGGACGCCAUCCUGAAGGAGCGAGAGCAGAGAGAGAGUCUCAAGCUGGGAAUGGAGCGGGACGCGUACGUCAUGAUUGCCGAGAAAGGAGAGAAGCUGUACCACAUGAUGAUGAGCAAGAGCCGUCACCUGAUCAAAGACCGACGCCGGAAGCUCACCAUGGUGCCCAAGUGCUUCUUCGGAAACGAGUUCGUGUCCUGGCUGAUAGAGAGCGGAGAGAUCAGCAAGCCAGACGAGGGCGUGAACCUGGGCCAGGCCCUGCUGGAGAACGGCAUCAUCCAUCACGUGUCUGACAAGCACCAGUUCAAGAAUGAGCAGGUGCUGUACAGAUUCCGGUAUGAUGAUGGAACCUACAAAGCCAGGAGUGAAAUGGAGGACAUUAUGUCGAAGGGUGUGCGGUUGUACUGCCGUCUCCACAGUCUCUUCACGCCCGUGAUCAAGGAUAGAGACUACCAUCUGAAAACAUUCAAGUCUGUGGUUCCAGCAAGCAAACUGGUUGACUGGCUAAUAUCUCAGGGUGACAGCUCCACGCGUGAGGAUGCAGUGACACUGGGUGUCGGGCUGUGCAACAGCGGGUUCAUGCACCACGUGCUGGAGAAGAGCGAAUUCAAAGAUGAAUCGCAAUUCUUCCGCUUCUACGCCGACGAGGAGACGGAGGGCACCAGCUCCAAGAGCAAACAGCUGCGGAACGACUUCAAGCUCAUCGAGAACAUCGUGGCCAAGUCCCUGCUGAUCCACCCAGAGGAGGAGGACUACGGCUUCGAGAUCGAGGAAAAGAACAAGGCCAUCGUGGUGAAGUCAGUGCGCCGCGGCUCUCAUGCGGAGAUGGCAGGGCUGCAGACAGGCAGGAAGAUCUACACCAUCAACGAGGACCUUGUGUUCCUGCGGCCGUUCUCCGAAGUGGAGACCAUGAUCAACCAGUCCUUCUGCAUCCGCCGAUCCCUGCGGUUGCUGGUGGCCACAAAAGCCAAGGAGAUUGUGAAGAUCCCGGACUGUGGCAACUCGCUUUCCUUCAAAAUCUGCGGCUCCGCCCCUCCUUAUGUGCAUGCAGUGAGAAAAGGGUCAGAAGCCGCGUCUGCGGGCCUGCAGCCGGGACAGUGCGUGCUCAAAGUCAACGGCAACAACGUCAAUGCUGACAGCUACCUGGAGGUCCUGGACCACUUCUCAGGUCAUCGCACCAGCGAGGAGCAACAGGAACUGGGCCUCACCCAGUGGGUGUACAGGACAUUCGAGGAUGCGGAGGAGGAGAGGUCCCUGAUCAGUGACAGGUUCACUUCAGCAACAGGAUCAGAAACCGAGGAAGAUGAUGUCACGAACGGAACAGAUCCGGUGAAGGGUCUGGGGAAGAUGAGCAUCUCAGAUGAUGGCCCCCUGGUCAGCAUGACUGUUGACAAUGUGCACCUGGAGCAUGGUGUGGUCUAUGAGUACGUCAGCACCGCGGGCGUCAAGAGCCAUGUGCUGGAGAAGAUGGUGGAGCCCAAGGGCUGCUUCAGCCUCACAUCCAAGAUCUUGGAGGCGUUCGCCGGAGACGACAACCAGUUUGUUAAGAACUGCAGCCAGCUGAUGUCUCAGAGUGACCGCAUGGUGUCCAUGCCGCAGUACGAGUUCAGGAACAUCUGCGACACCAAGCUGGAAAGCAUCCGUAGGCGAAUCUGCAGCUACCAGCAGUUUGCACAGGAGCUGAGGAGCAAGGCCUGGCCCACGUUUAAACAAGCCACCACCAAGCCCCACCCUCUGGGCUGCAUGGACUUUGUCCCCACCAACUGUCACGUCAACUUGAUGCAGGUGUCCUACCCCAAGACCCCCACGUCCACCGGUCGCACCUUCAGCAUCCGCUUUGGCCGCAAGAACUCCUUCUUCGGCCUUGACCCAGAUCAAGCGAACCUGAACCCCAUGUCCCACACGCAGCACUGCGUCACCAGCAUGGCCGCCCCAUCCUUUAGCUGCCACAGCCUGGAGAACGGAGAGGAGGACGGCCUCGCCGAUGGCGAGGGGUCGCCGCUGGACCGAAGCCUGGACGGCAGGACGGCCCAGGAGGAAGGGGGCGGCCUGAGCUUUCUCCUCAAGCAGGAGGACAUGGAGGCCCAGGACGCCUACAUCCGGCUCUUCAACCGCAUGGACGUGGCCGUCAAGGAGAUGCGGCAAUACGUGGCGCAGAUAGACGUUCUUUUGUCCUCCAUAACGGAGCCCACCCAGCCCGAGGGCUGUGAGCCUCCUAUCUCUGAGGAGACUCCGCCCACCUCGCUCGUGUCUGAGGAGGGGGACCUGGACAAGACGGAGUCCGGCGGGAUCAAGAGGGUGUGCUUCAAAGUGUCUGAGGACGACCAGGAGGAUUCGGGCCAUGACACCAUGAGCUACAGAGACUCCUAUAGCGAAUGCAACAGCAACCGGGACUCGGUCCUGUCCUACACCAGCGUGCGUAGCAACAGCUCUUACCUGGGGAGCGACGAGAUGGGUUCAGGCGACGAGCUGCCGUGUGACAUGAGAAUCCCGUCGGACAAACAGGACAAACUGCAUGGCUGUCUGGAGCACCUUUUUAAUCAGGUUGAUUCCAUUAACAGUCUCCUCAAAGGCCCUGUCAUGACCAAGGCCAGCGAGGAAACCAAGCAUUUUCCCAUGGAUUGCAGUCAGCCAGAAAUCCGCCACACAGAUGACUGGACUGCCCGCUGCCGCCACAUGAUCCACAAGAACAUCCAGGAGGACCCUUGGAACCUCCCCAGCUCCAUCAAAUCCCUGGUGGAGAACCUGCAGAAAUUCGUAGAAGAUGGCAAAAAUCAGCUUCUCCUUGCCCUGCUGAAGUGUACAGACACGGACCUGCAGCUGCGCCGGGACGUCAUCUUUUGCCAGAGCGUGGUGGGGGCACUCUGCACCCUGUCCGAGCAGCUGCUGGCCGCCCUCAACUUGCGCUACAACAACAACGGCGAGUACGAGGAGGACAGCAAGGAGGUCAGCAGGAAGUGGCUGGAGCAGAUCGCCGCCAUCGGCGUGCUAUUCAACUUCCAGUCCAUGCUGUCGCCUCACGUGAAGGAAGAGAGAACGAUGCUUGAGGACACAAAAGCAGCACUGCAAGACUUGGACAAAGUGACCGUUUACUUCCGCCAGCUGGAGGAUGAAUGUCUGGUCGCAAACACGUCGGUGUGCUACCAAGUAGAGGGAAGCCGACAGGCGCUGAGGGUCACCCUGCUGUUGGACAGCUGCCACUUCUGCGAGCUGCCCACCAGGCUCCAGAACGGGGGAAGCCUCAAGCUUCACACGGUGCUAUUCACCAGGGCGCUGGAGAGGCCAGAGGGUGUGUCCCCUCAGGUGAGCGUUUCUAUGGAGGAGUUUCAGCAGCGCACAAACGCAGUCUCCCUGGAGAAGGUCAAGGCCUACUACCGCAGGCUGAGGGCUUUUUAUCUAGAGAAAUCCAAUUUACCUUCAGACUCUAACACCACAGCUGUAAAGAUAGACCAGCUUCUGCGACCUCUCAACGCUCUGGACGACCUCUGCCGGCUCAUGCAGUCGUACGUCAACGUUAAGCCCAGCGCAUCCAGCGGGGGGAGCAGUCACCCCUCGGGGGUCAGCGUGCUGCCCAUAUCCUCAGAGCUCUGCAACCGACUGGGCGCCUGCCACAUCACCAUGUGUGCCACCGGCAUGCAGAGGUGCACUCUGAGUGUGUCCCUGGAGCAGGCCGUGGUCCUGGCUCGGAACCAUGGACUUCUGCCCAGAUGUCUCAUGCAGACCAUGGAUAUCAUGCGCAAACAGGGUACCAGGGUUGAAAUCUCAGCCAAGAACCUAAAAGUGAUGGACCAGAUGCCUCCUUCUGCACCAAGGCUCUUCAAGCUGUGUUUGCCACCCUCUGAUGGGGACCUAUAAGGACAGAGUUUUUAGCGAUGCAGUAUUUUUAGUUUUCUUUCAUUGUUCACAAGUGACUCGGAUUCAGAAGACAUGUGUCUCCUGUAGAGAGCUCAUCCACAAAUCUGCCUGUGAGAAACAUCGGGACAUCAGUCAUUUCAGAUUGCCUCUCUUAUCAAUGCCCAGGGACACAUCCAGAGAAUCGGGAAAGUUUGUUCUAGGUAAAGCAAUCUGUCCAGACAACACCAGUUCAAAGAUUGGCCUUGGACUUUGUGGUUCCUCCUGGAGCGUGGAACACAUAAGGCCAAUCGGCAGGAUCAGAGAAGGAGCUGGACCUUCCUCAUGAUGGGAUCUUUCGGAGAUUUCAGGCUCUUCGGGCCUCGGUUCUGGUGGAGCACGCCUAGUCAGUGUGACUGCUGCAGGAUUACAGUUAGAUAUACAGGUUACUGUUACUGUUAACUGCAGGAUUCCUGUUCCAACUGUAAACUACCUGACACGGAUCAUUGUUAUCCCCUUGCCUCAGACUGCAGUUUCAGCAUGCUGUCAUACUCAAGCUGUAUUAUUUAUCUGUUGCUGGGUGCAUGCGAGGCCCUCGUGGUUCUUGAGGCCAUCUCAGCGCAGCAUGUUUGGAGUUGGGCCCCACUUACAGCAGACCUUGGGUUAUGGAUGAGGUCGAAAGGUGAACGUGCUAUUGCUGCCGAUCGAGUGCAAGAGAGAGCAAGUCAGUGCAGAUACCUUAACAUGUUAUUUAUUGUCUGUCUUGAAAUAUCAAAGGGGAAUUUUAUUCCUUGGUAAUAUCAGGUAUUUAAAUUGAGCAGAAAAAGUAAAAGCAUUCCAGACUAAAUAGCAUACAGUAUUUAAAGGACCAGCAGCAUAUUGCCUUUAAAUUUUAGCGUUUUAUCUUGUUGCUCUUUUAUUAACCAGUGUUAUGAUGCAAGGAGAGCGUCAGGAGAGCGUUGCCUAAAUAUUCUGUAAGUCUAAUCAUUUGUUGAUUUUGCGAGUGUACGUAUGUGGUAAAUAGUCUCAGAGAAGCCUGUCAGAGCGUCACGGCAUUGUAAGAUGUUCGUCUCUUUUGCAUAGCAUGUUGUUGUUUUGAGGUAAUAUAGUACAGUUUUAUUUAUCUUCGCAUGUCAUGCCGGGAAAAUCGCUAAAUAUGCCUAUCAAGGAAGACUCAAAUCCAUCUUCAUUGUUGACAGAAUAUACUGUUAAUAAUAGAUGCAGGAAAGAAUAUGACGACAAAGGGAUGACUGAAGUACAAAUUAUCGUAAGCAUUAUAUUUUAAUUUUGCUCUUAUUUUCUUGUACAUAUUUAUAACAAUAUUUUAUUGUCACAGGGACCAACAUAUAGUAUAUAUGCCGAUUGAAGGAGAUCAAUGUUAUAAUUUAAGAAAACUUUAAGAAGAUGCAAUAUAAUGUGUAAAACAUUUAAUACAUUUGUAAAAAUGCUGUACAUUUCAACAGUUUGAUCGGAAAAGUUGACGUUUCCGGUUAACACGGGUGUGAUUGUCAAUGGCGAUUUGGUCAUGACAUUUUGAAAUGUUCGCCUCUGAUUUACGGAGGGAGCACGACAAGCUCGAAAGAUGUACUGUACUGGACACUGCCUCACCAAAAGGGCUUUUCUCCUUUUGACUUAUUUACAAAUUCUCUUUUUUCAUCAGUAUUGAUUAGACAGGGUGGAAAUUCUCCCUUUACAUCUUCACCUCCGGGGCAACGCCAUCUUCAUCAAUAACCAGUCACUGUGCUUGUGACUUAAGCGGUCACAAGCGACGCAUGAAAGCAGCCAAUCAAAGCUGUUGUGACACCGGCCUCUUACAGUAAGCUAGUUUAAACCAUUAGCUACCUGGUUCAGGCAAGGUGUAACUCUGAUGGAAUUACCCGCUAAAUUGUGGUUAACCAAUUGUCUGUCCUCUUCAAAGCAAAUCCUGACAUUCAAUGUGAAGAGGGACAUUAGUCAGUUGAACUCUGACGAAAUUUUCCAUUUUGGCGAAUUUUUCCUACAGUGAAUUGCGAAGUCUUACCAGGUCACGUAUUAAUUUCAUUAGCAGUGCUCCUUAGUAAAGUCAUUCACACAGUAAUGCUGGAUAGUUUUUCCCAGUGUGCUGGGAUAAUGCUCAUAAUCACAAAACAGGAUUUCUUGUUUACAAAACCUAGAUAAGGUAUUUUUACAUCUAGCGUAAAGGAGAUAACGGGGGUAGGAGGAGUUGAGCUGGAUGAUUAAUUGUAUUUGAGUAAUUUUUGUUUAGCAUCAGUGUUAGUGGUAACUUUCUGUGAUUUAAAAUACAUUGCACUUUCAAAACUGUAUUCACUUGCUUUUAACACAUUGGAGGUAAAGCCACGUAUAUUGUCCAUAAAGUGCUCAUUCAGCAGGAGAUAAUGUGCGAAAAUUGAUCCAAUGAGAGUAUUAAAAAAUACGAAGUAAAAAAAUACACCAUUGAAUAAAUUCUUAAAUUCUCAUGUGUCUCACUCAGGUGAUGCAGGUGUAAGGGAAUGGUGCAUUUUAACCCUGUAUUUUUACAUAUAAACUUUUUUUUUUUUUUAACCUCAGAUAUGCACGCAAGACAUUGUUUGCCUAUGGGAACGUACAGUAAUAGAAAUCCAUUUAGUUUCAUUAACUGGGAGAAAUCUGUUUAUUUCUGUGUUAGCUGAUUUCUUUCAGCUAAUAUGUCCAACAUUAAGUGAUAUGCUUUUUAAAAUCCAUGCUUUAGGUAUUUAUCCAUAUUUUCUCACAAGGCAAAAGAAAAGUGCAGAUGCUGCUUUCAAACAAACAGAGCCUUACAUUCCUGGAGCGAAGCCGUAGUUAGUCAUCAGUUUGCCAUCUCUUAAAAUAAUGUAAAAGGUCACCUGCAGUUCUAUGGGAAAAUAAAAAGCCCAGGGGAAAUGCCUGGCUGGAUGUGCCAAAUAAAUCUUGUAUGUGCAUUCACACAUUGUGUGCUUGGUAUUUCCAACCAAUCACUUUCCAUGGGGUUCAUCUUCAAGUACUUGAGUUUUUCCUUAGCAUUUCAAAUUUAUUUCAGGCUUCAGUUUGGUGUGGAAGAAGACUAUUAAAAAUUAAGCUGCUGAUAUUUUUUUUCAUGGAACAGCCCUUGGUGUCCUUUUGACAUUUGGGAGAGAGCAGGGUGGUACAUUUCAUGGGAUGCCAGUG
Messenger RNA from Megalops cyprinoides (Indo-Pacific tarpon), 8527 nucleotides. Its product is annotated as phosphatidylinositol 3,4,5-trisphosphate-dependent Rac exchanger 1 protein-like. Bases 491 to 5407 code for a protein of 1638 amino acids. Gene Ontology annotation, biological process: intracellular signal transduction. The transcript has 40 exons. Gene Ontology annotation, molecular function: protein binding; guanyl-nucleotide exchange factor activity. NCBI's taxonomy places the organism in Eukaryota, Metazoa, Chordata, Actinopteri, Elopiformes, Megalopidae. The record is from RefSeq and is a predicted model, not a curated record.